GCGUAUCAGUGGCCCCCACCACCUCCCUAUUCCGCUUAAAAACACAUUAAUCUGUGAUCUCAAAUCUCAAGUUUCUCAACUCCACUGCCCAAAACUCUCGGCUUUCUGCUCGCCGCCAUGGCAAUACCUUGUGAUCUCUUUCCACUCCUUUUUAUGUUCUUUUUCUCACUUAACCACCUCAUCCACCACUCCUCCGCCUCCUACUCCAUCGGCGUAAACUAUGGCACCGUCGCCGACAACCUCCCAUCACCUUCCCAAGUCGCCACCUUUCUCAAAACCCAAACCACCAUCGACCGCGUAAAGAUCUUCGACGCCAACCCAGAUAUUCUCCGCGCCUUCUCCAACUCCAGCAUCUACGUCACCGUCACCGUCGGGAACGGUGAUGUUCCCUCCCUCGCCAAGCUCCCCGCCGCCCAGUCCUGGGUCGCCAGUAAUAUUGUCCCGUUUUACCCUCAGACUAAAAUCAACCGCAUCGCUGUCGGUAACGAAAUCCUUGCAACCUCAGACAAGAGUUUAAUCGCGCACCUUUUACCGGCUAUGAAGGCUUUGAAGCAGGCCUUAGACUUGGCAAAUGUUACCGGUAUUCAGGUCUCCACGCCCCACUCUUUGGGUAUACUGUCCGCCUCGGAGCCACCGAGCUCAGGGCGGUUCCGACGCGGGUAUGAUCGAGCCAUAUUUGCUCCGAUUCUAGAGUAUCACAGACAAACCAAGUCCCCCUUCCUGAUCAACCCCUACCCGUUCUUCGGUUUCACGGCCCGGACAUUAAACUACGCACUCUUCAGGCCAAACGGUGGUGUUUUUGACAACGUCACGGGGUUUAACUACACCAAUAUGUUCGAUGCGCAGCUCGACGCGAUUUAUUCGGCAAUGAAGAAGUUGGGGUACGAGGAUGUGGACAUCGUGGUGGCCGAAACAGGUUGGCCCUCGGUAGGUGACCCGAACCAACCGGACGUGAACCUGGAGAAUGCGCUGUCCUACAACGGUAACCUCGUGAAGCACGUGAACUCCGGUAAGGGCACACCGUUGAUGCCGAACCGGACCUUCGAGACUUACCUCUUCUCUUUGUUCAACGAGAACCUCAAACCGAGCACUUCGGAGCGAAACUUCGGAUUAUUCAACCCGGAUCUUACUCCCGUUUACAACGUCGAUAUUUUACGAAACAAGCAGGCAAUGGGCCCCUCUCCGGCUACAGCACCGGGGCCUACAUCAACACCGGCUACUACACAGGGGCCUACACCAACACCGGCUGGUGAUUCCGGUAGGAAAUGGUGCGUGCCUAAACCGGGCACGACGGAUGAGGCGCUGCAGGCGAACAUGGACUAUGUGUGCAGCAAGGGAGUGGACUGCAAGCCGAUACAGGACGGUGGGCCAUGUUUUAACCCCAACACUGUGAGAUCACACGCAUCGUACGCCAUGAACGCUUAUUACCAGGCCUUCGGUCGCCACGACUUCGACUGCGAUUUCAACCACAGUGGAGUCCUCACCACCACCGACCCCAGUUACCAAACAUGUACGUACCCAUUCCAAGAUCUGAAUCUAAAGUUGGAGCAGUCGGUGGCAGUUGGCUUGAUGAAUUGCUGCAUGACAAGGCUAUUCUAUUCGUUAGCUUCCUGUAUGAUCGGGAUACAGUUCUUUUCUUCUCUGAUUUGAGGUUAGCUUAAUUAGUAUUAAUCUUUAUUUAAUAUGCUUUUCGUGGGUCCUUCGGGGGUAGGUGGGUCAUGGGUGGCCUUUUUGGGUUCCAACGGCUAGGAGCUUCGGUUUAUUCAAAAUUCGAAGCUUUUCUUUUAUCGUCUAUGGCGGAUGUUGCACCCAUUAAGCUGUUUAAAGCUUAUUUAUUGGCUGUAGGGACCCUAUAUAUAUGUUCGAUGUAGAUUAGAUACCUUUUUGUAACUUUGGUUUUGACUUUUGAAUAUAUUUCUGGGGUUUCAUUCUUCUUUCA
This is a messenger RNA of Carya illinoinensis, 1939 nucleotides long. Its product is annotated as glucan endo-1,3-beta-glucosidase-like. Gene Ontology annotation, cellular component: plasma membrane. The coding region runs from base 118 to 1650 and encodes 510 amino acids. The record is from RefSeq and is a predicted model, not a curated record. Gene Ontology annotation, biological process: carbohydrate metabolic process. Gene Ontology annotation, molecular function: hydrolase activity, hydrolyzing O-glycosyl compounds. The transcript is spliced from 3 exons. Lineage: Eukaryota; Viridiplantae; Streptophyta; Magnoliopsida; Fagales; Juglandaceae.